ACUAACCUCUGAACAGAAGCCCCCACUCCACCUGUGACACCAUGACCGAGUCGUGCUGCUGCUCCCCUUGCUGCCAGCCUACGUGCUACAGGACCACCUGCUGCAGGACCACCUGCUGCAGGACCACCUGCUGCCAGCCCAGCUGCUGCGGGUGCAGCGGCGGCUAUGGACAAGGUGGCAGCGGGUCCAGCUGCUGCGGGUCCAGCUGCUGCCAGCCUUGCUGCUGCCCCCCAACUUGCUGUCAGACCACCUGCUGCAGGACCACCUGCUGUCGGCCCAGCUGCUGUGGGUGCGGCGGCAGCGGCUGUGGACAAGGCGGCAGCGGGUCCAGCUGCUGCGGGUCUAGCUGCUGCCAGCCUUGCUGCUGCUUCUGCCCAACUUGCUGCCGCACCACCUGCUGCAGGACCACCUGCUGCCACCCUUGCUGUGUGUCCAGCUGCUGCCAGCCUUCCUGCUGCUGAUUGCCUCACCAAGAACCACC
Neomonachus schauinslandi (Hawaiian monk seal) is the source of this 481-nucleotide messenger RNA. RefSeq names its product keratin-associated protein 9-2-like. Gene Ontology annotation, cellular component: keratin filament. The coding region runs from base 42 to 461 and encodes 139 amino acids. Lineage: Eukaryota; Metazoa; Chordata; Mammalia; Carnivora; Phocidae. The transcript has a single exon. The record is from RefSeq and is a predicted model, not a curated record.